AGGGAGGUCAAUUUUUGCAAAACAAAAAAUAYGAAUUACAUAAUUUGUACUAUUAGUUGCAAAUGAGAUUAACUAAGUAUUAAAUUAGUUUAAAUUGCAUAGCAAAAUGUUACUAUAAAGAUAAAAUAUGUAAUAUAAAGCAAUAGUCACUUAAACUAUUAAUGUCUGUACAAAUUUAAUUUGAGUAGAACACUUGCACUAUCUAAUGUACGUAAAAUAAUAUGAAUAAAAUACAUACAUAUGUAUAUUUGAGAUAAAAUGGUAAAAACAUGAAGUAUAUAAACUGAAUUACUGGAACAGUAGCUUUGUAAUGUUAAGAGCUGACUUUUGGAAAAAACAUUGUUAUUGUUUAUAGAAACGGUCUGUUGUGGAGACGAGAAAAUCAGAUCAAAAUGUAUAUGCUUGAAUUUGUAUUUUGCGAACUUUAAUUCAUUUUGCGCUUUUAUUAUUGUUUAUAAUUCGCCACUCGUUACUUAUAAACCAAUAGGAGUGUCAAACUGGUGUCAAAAACAUACAAUUUUUCGAUUUGCUUUGAACGUUACAAAACGCUCCCCCAAAAUCUAUAAAAAAAAAUAUAUAAAAAUUUAUUUAUACGAAAAUUGAAAUCAAAAUUGACUGUAACAUUUAGAAAAAAUAAAAUAACUAAUUUAAUUUCUACGAUAACAACAUGUCAUCGCCGGAGUUACAAGCGAAGAUCGAUCAGUGGCUAAAGUGGGACAAAUGUGAAAAGACGCGCAAUGAAAUUCUCAAACUAGUUCAAAGUAAUAAUUGGAAUCAAUUGAAGCAGGUACUACUACAACGUGUGGAAUUCGGUACAGCGGGUUUGCGCGGUCGUAUGCGUGCCGGUUUUAAUGGCAUGAAUGAGCUAGUCGUGGUGCAGGCCGCACAGGGCCUAUCCACAUAUAUGCGCACUCAGUUCAGUGAGAGCGAAUGUCGAACGCGUGGCAUAGUCUUCGGCUUUGAUGGUCGUCAUAAUAGUAAACGUUUCGCUGAGCUCUCUUCCAAUAUUUUCGUACGUGCCGGCUUCAGAGUUUACCUGUUUAGACAGAUGGUGCUCACACCGAUGAUUCCAUUCAGCAUAAAACAUUUCAAAUGUCUGGCUGGCGUAAUGGUCACCGCUUCGCAUAAUCCGAAAGAUGAUAAUGGCUAUAAAGUGUAUUGGGAGAAUUCAGCACAAAUAGUGCCACCGCACGAUAAACACAUACACAAUAGAAUACUCGAAAACUUAGAACCAUGGGAAGAUUCAUUCGAUACAAAUGGUUUAUAUAUAUGCACGUGCUUAUUGGCUGAUCCAAAGGAUGCUAUAACCGCCUAUGUGCAGCGUGUGCAGGCUGGAGUGCCGCGGGAAUUCAUCGAUAUCAAUAGUCGAAGUGAAUUGCGUUUUGUCUAUACGGCAAUGCAUGGUGUUGGUUAUCCAUUCUUGCAAAAGGUAUUCGAGGCUGUAAGAAUUAAGCCAGUAAUUUAUGUGAAAGAACAAAAUGAUCCAGAUCCGGAGUUUCCAACAGUUGCGUUUCCAAAUCCAGAGGAAGGUAGAGUCGCACUAGAUAUGGCAAUCAAUUUGGCGGACAGAGAGAAUGUAGAAUAUGUAAUUGCAAAUGAUCCAGAUGCUGAUCGUUUCGCUUUGGUUACAAGAAAUCCCAUGACUAGAGAAUGGAAGAUAUAUAAAGGCAAUGAAAUCGGCGCUUUACUGGGGUGGUGGGCCAUGUUCUUGUACAAAGACCAAAAUCCGUCUCCUGAUUUUAAAAACUGCUGGAUGAUUGCAAGCACUGUUAGCUCCAAGAUACUUAAAGCUUAUGCGCAAAAAGAAGGCUUUAAUUUUAUUGAAACAUUAACGGGAUUCAAAUGGAUGGCUAACGAGGCUGAUCGUUUAAUUAAGAGUGGCAAAACUGUGCUCUUCUCGUUUGAAGAAUCCAUCGGUUUCAUGUUCGGCACAACAGUCUAUGAUAAGGAUGGUGUUAAUGCAGCUUGUCAAGUUGUUACAAUGGCCAACUAUUUGCAUGCGGUCAAAGGUAUUUCACUGGAUCAGAAGCUGGAGGAGAUUUACAAAGAGUACGGAUUUCAUUAUAACAAUGCCUCGUAUUUCUUCUGCUAUGAGCCAGUGGUGAUUAACAAGAUUUUCGAAAGAUUACGCAAUUUUUCGGGAUCCCCAAAAACAUACCCCAAUGCGAUACUCAAUGGGAAAUAUAAAAUUCAAUUCAUACGCGAUUUAACAAAUGGCGUCGAUACCGAGCAACCUGACGGAAAUGCAAUUUUACCUGUAAGCGCCAGCACCCAAAUGAUCACUUUCAAAUUCUUUAAUGGACUCGUCAUAACACUUCGCACGAGUGGCACCGAGCCCAAAAUUAAAUAUUACGCCGAGAUGUGCGCCCAACCCGGCCAGUCGGACUUCGAAGCUCUCAUUAAUACCACGAACGAAAUGGUUUCAGCUAUUAUUGAGGAAUUCUUACAGCCAAGUGUGAACAAAUUAACGCCAAAGGCGGAUUAAAACGUUUUUUCCACGAAA
Molecule: messenger RNA, 2503 nt
Organism: Bactrocera latifrons
Lineage: Eukaryota; Metazoa; Arthropoda; Insecta; Diptera; Tephritidae
Product: phosphoglucomutase-2-like
Exons: 3
Coding region: 668-2485 (605 amino acids)
Biological process (GO): carbohydrate metabolic process; purine ribonucleoside salvage
Molecular function (GO): phosphopentomutase activity; magnesium ion binding
Source: RefSeq, a predicted model, not a curated record